UUAGAAGAAGCGCUUGCAGAGUGUGAUACUUUUGUAUCUGAAGAUGCUAUUCCAUGGUCUAAAAUAGCAGAAAAGCAUGGUAUUGUGCGGUCAACGUUGACGCGCACGUGGAGGGGUGAGACGCGUCCGCACAAAGAGAAGGUUCUUGCACAACAAAAGCUCACCCUACAACAAGAGGAGGAGCUUGUACGAUAUAUAUAAGAGCUUACUGCUUGUCAUAUACCUCCUACAAGAGAGAUUAUUGCCAAUUUCGCGUCAGCAGUCGCCCAGGAGCCAGUGAGCGAGAGCUAGGUUACCCGCUUCAUCAACAAGUACUCUAUCCAUCUUAUCUCUCAAUACUUAACGUACUCUAUCACCGAGCCGGUCAUAUCACCGAACCGGUCAAAAUCUCUUGGCGCACCCAACUUAUGUUGCGGC
Messenger RNA from Didymella exigua CBS 183.55, 417 nucleotides. RefSeq lists its product as uncharacterized. The annotation marks the transcript as partial. The transcript has a single exon. The record is from RefSeq and is a predicted model, not a curated record. NCBI's taxonomy places the organism in Eukaryota, Fungi, Ascomycota, Dothideomycetes, Pleosporales, Didymellaceae.